GUCCCUUCCCUUCCCUCUCCGACGACUGCUUCGACACACACCUCGCCCACCGAUAUUCACCAACACUCCAGCCCUUGGAUGGUCUCUGGACGCACGACUCACGAUCCCCACGACCACGAACGGCGAGCACAUUGAGUGCACGAUACCCGCAGCCUCGGCAGUACCACCAUUGUCGCAUCCGCCAGACAUCCGACGAAGCGGCAGCCACACCUCAUCUCCCACACAAAGAACGACCACGUUGAAAGCGGACGCCACUCCUCCGCCCGCCAUACAACACGCGAACAGUCGGUGACACGCCCCUCUCUGUCACCGACAUCCUCCCCUCCACCCGCCAUGUCGCAAAACUUCACCGGCCGUCGCGCGCCCAACGUGUCGCAAUAUCUGCAGGGUCUCAACGAGGUGCCGCAGCCCGGCCAAAACAUGCAGAACGACUUCCCUUUCGACGAUGCCUUUGACAUCGCCAACGUCGACUUCCUCGAUCUCGAUGCCGUCAAUGCCUUCCCUGGGCAACCCACAUUCGAGCAGGACGCCAAGAAUGCGCAGAACUACCAAUUCAAUGACUUCUCGUCCUUCCCACAGACGGCUGUUCCAUCACCGACAUCCACUAUGCCAUCACCGCCCGCACUCCACGGCAACUAUUCUGCUCAGCAAUUCGCAUCUGGCCCGGCACCCGGCGAGAAGCGCAAGGCUUCUGUCGCCAUGCCCGAUACUGCUGCCGACCUCGAAGAGCAAUCGCGUCUCGCUGCUGAAGAGGACAAGCGUCGAAGAAACACCGCCGCCUCAGCACGUUUCCGAAUUAAGAAGAAGCAACGUGAGCAGGCAUUGGAGAAGCAGGCCAAGGAGAUGAGCGACAAGGUCGCCUCCCUCGAGGGCAAGGUUCAACAACUUGAAAUGGAGAACAAGUGGUUGAAGGAACUCAUCACAGAAAAGAGUGACGUCAAGACCUUGGACUUUGCGCAGAUGAAGAAGGAAUCCGACGGCCGGAAAACGGAGAACCGCACUGAUGGCGUGGGCACAGAAAGCGCUGAUGCGGAGUCCACGGCAUAGCUGUCUACUCCUAUGGCACCUUCCGUCAUAUCCUGGUCACUCCGCUCCAUGUGAGGUCAAUCGCCAAGCAUGGACGUGCAGAUAUCUUGAUGAUCCGAAGGAUGCUUGUUGUGAAAAGUUGAUUUGGUUUUUCCUCUUUGCCUCUCUUCCCCUACCUGCUCCUCAUCAUCACCCUCGACCGCUCUGUUCCCGGUUGUCUUGCCCCCAGCACAGCGUACACGGAACAGAGUUCGGUCUGGCCGCCGUUUGUCAUUUGUCGGCAGGUCUUUAUAUCAAGCUUGUUGCGUUUGAGCAAUACCCCUCGGAAUACAACUUACGGGGUUCUCUCGAGAAUUUGGAUAGGAUAGAUUUUCAUGAAAUGACAAUGAAGAGGAUCGGUCUAAUGAUCUGAUGAAUUUAUUUGUUG
This is a messenger RNA of Cercospora beticola, 1453 nucleotides long. Its product is annotated as bZIP transcription factor. Gene Ontology annotation, cellular component: nucleus. Lineage: Eukaryota; Fungi; Ascomycota; Dothideomycetes; Mycosphaerellales; Mycosphaerellaceae. The record is from RefSeq and is a predicted model, not a curated record. Gene Ontology annotation, biological process: regulation of transcription by RNA polymerase II. Gene Ontology annotation, molecular function: RNA polymerase II transcription regulatory region sequence-specific DNA binding; DNA-binding transcription activator activity, RNA polymerase II-specific.